Molecule: messenger RNA, 1530 nt
Organism: Durusdinium trenchii
Lineage: Eukaryota; Dinophyceae; Suessiales; Symbiodiniaceae
Source: the annotation of a GenBank genome assembly
AUGGCUGAACCGAACUACUACGAGCUUCUCGGAGUUGCGCAGGGCGCCACGCUGCAAGAGAUCCGGGCAGAGUUUCGCAAGAAGGUCUUGGCGGAGCAUCCAGACAAGGGUGGCGAUCCAAAAAAGUUUCAGCUCUUGAACAAGGCCUACAACGUUCUGACGGACCAGGACAAGCGACGCCGCUAUGAUGCUACCGGACGAACUGACAGGACUGCAGAAGAAGAGUUUGCAGAGUCCUUUGGUGGUGGCCGCCUGUCAAAAGAGCAGCGGCCAAAGGAUGCAGAUGAAAGAGCCGUCGUCAACAUGGAGGAGCGUAUUUCCAAGGGCCCACAGGGUGAGCACGAGGAAGGUUUCCAAGAGUGGCUGCGACAGCGUGAUCAGCAGGAAAUGGUCAUGACAGACAAGGACUUCAUGAAAACAGCCCUUUUCAAUGCAGCAGAGAUGACAGCGCAAGUGAGACAUUCUGGCUUGGUGCAACAUGUUUUGGGAUCGCCCAAGACGGAUGCCUAUGGCCAAACCUUGGGAGGAGCCGUCCAAGUGCAGUCAAAGCCAAAAGCGGUCAAGAAAACCGUGGACCACGAUGAACUUUUGGUAAGAAUGCUGGCAGUCCCUGUGGAUGACUCCAUGGUGUACGCCGAGUUGAACAAGAGUGGCGUUUGCUUGGGGAUGACCGGCGUUGGAAGGAUUGAGCAGAAGGGGGCUCGCUGUGGAGCGGAGCUCAAGGAGGAGGAUACGGUUCUCAUUUUGCCAAAGCCGACAAAAUUCUCUUCUCAGAGGCCGAUUGGCACAGCACGCACAUUGCUUCACUGCAACGAAGAGGACGUGAUCCGCAUUCCAGCAGAAGUCUUGGAGGAGCUGACCUCAGAGCAGAUUUGUUUGGCUCCGACGAUUGUUUGUGCCUAUUUGCUGCUCGAGAUCUUCGGUGCAAAGCUUAAGCCGGGUGACUCCGUCUUGCUCAACGCAGCCCACCUCAGUGCCGCAGGAUCCUCUUUGUUGCAGCUCUGCAAGCUGUUGAAGUUGAAGCCUUUGUGUUUGCUUCCUCUUCCGGGAGCUCCCAAGCACUUGGUGAAGGGCGAGUAUGGUUCCAAGAGCGCUUGGCAGGAUGCUGAGACCCGUUCGCAGCCGCCGAAAAACGUUCAAACUCAAUACGAACGCAUCAGCGAGUGGCUGAUGACUAUGGGCGCUGAAGAAGUUUUCCCGGAUGCAGUUGCCCUGCUGCGCUGGCGCGACCGCAACCAGCGCAUGCUGCCCAAGCUGGCCUUGGAUGGCAUUGCCACAAGAGACUCUGCUGAGCAGCUGAUUCACUGUUUGCAGCCAGGUGAUAAGGAUGCCCAAAUGGUUGUUUAUGGUCACGGAGUUGCACAGCCUAUUGAGAUUGCCCCACCUCUGCUGGCGGCAUGGGGUGGAAGCCUUAUUGGCUUUAAUAUUGCGCGAUGGGUCCAUGCCUUGUCGGCCAAUGCGAAAAAGAUGAUGGCAGUGAUGGAGAAUAUCACCAAACUGGUUCGUGCCAACAAGUUCACACUGGACACA